UUUCAAUGGCGCGAGAAAGUCAAUUUUAACUUGUUAUGCAAGUGCCUGAAGAUUGAUUUUGUGUAUAUUAGACACUGUGUUGUGUAAAUACUUAUUCUUUUGUGAAUGCCAAAGAGGAGUGGAAGCACAAUGAGUGAUGAGGAAUCAAAAUGUGGCGAUGAGUACACCGUCAACCAGGAAGUGCUUGUACGGUGGAGUGAUGGUUUGUUCUACCUUGGCCACAUCACAAAGGUGAAAACUGAGAAAUGUUUGGUGAAAUUUGAAGACAAUUCAGAAUUCUGGAUUUUAUACAAGGACAUUCAACGAGGUGCUCACAAUGGUGAUAUUAUGUGCUGCAUCUGCCAAGGUGGAACAUCAGAUUGCCCUAAUGAAAUCGUUCUAUGUGACAACUGUGGAUUAGGUUAUCACCAGCAGUGCCACAAUCCAAUAAUUGACAAAGAAGUUCUGCAGCCAGAGGUUGAGUUCCUGUGUAGACUUUGUGUCUUUGCUACCACAGUCAAGAAAGGAGGUGCUUUGAAGAAGGGUCCACACGAUAAAGCUUUUCAAGCCAUGCGACAGUCAUUCCCUUAUACGCUUGAAAACUUAACCUGGGAUGCAAAGCAUAAGAUGAAUGUUGAACAGUGUUAUUGCUACUGUGGAGGGCCUGGGGACUGGUACAUGAAGAUGAUUCAAUGCUGCAGGUGCAGGCAGUGGUUCCAUGAAGCAUGUGUGCAAUGCUUGAAUCGACCCUUGUUGUUUGGUGACAAGUUCUACAUGUUUGUGUGUUCCCACUGCAACCAUGGCCCGGAAUACAUCAAGAGGCUUGAUCUCAAAUGGACAGACUUGACACAAAUAGCUAUUUUCAACAUGACAGUUAUAAACGGCAGGAAAUAUUACGACCUCUACGAAGAGUUACUUCCUUGGAUACAUGACAACUGGGAUGCAUUGGUGUGUCCUGAGCUGCAGUUUGCUACAGAGAAGGAAAUAGAGGCAAAUGUGUUUGAAGCUCUACAGAAUCACAAGACCAGGUUUUCUUGUGGCUAUGAAAUCAAAAAGAAAAGAACGUGGUGGGGUUUGCGUGUUCGUGUUGCACCUAGCGCACCAAACGUCAUUUUGCCAACGGACGGUGAAAUUACAGAUGAAGUUAUGAGUAAUCUGCAGAUGAAAGGGAGACGAACCAAAACAUUUAUCCCUUUACAGUGUAAUUCACCCAUUCCUAACAGACACCGGGCAAGAGGAUUGGGAAUAGAUGAUUCCAUUGCUUUCAAAACCACAAGAGUAAGGAAACUUCUCUUUGAAGCAACAGGAAUAAAAGAAAUGAAUGGACAGAACAAUCUAAUCAGUUUGAACAAAGACUUCAUGUUUAACUCGCAACGAUCAAACGGAUACUGUUACGAACUUAAAAGAAAAAGAACAAAGAGACAUUUUUCUCUGAAUAAAAUGAUUCCACUUGAGAACAGCUUUGAUGGCCACAACCAUCCUUUUAAGACUGACCUCGAGAGAAGGGAGGAAAUAGAGCGACACAACCAGCUUCAGCAAAGACUUCUCGACAUGUACCAGAGUGCAUCAGAGACAUCAUCGCAGUGUUCGGACGGUGGAGAAUCCACCACCGUGGACACACAGGAUAAUGCCAGCGAAGAUUCCCUCGAGUCGUCACCUUAUUUCAGACUGAGGAGUCGAAAACAGAUGAGAAAGAAGCGCCAGAGCUCUCCACCGCCCUUGAUUAUGCCCCUGCAGCCGAAGCGAAAACGAUCCCCUAUACCGCCACAUCCGCCAGUGUUAAAUGUCAUCAGUCCGGUUGCCAUCCAUGCUGCUGGUAAACAGAAGGUGGAUAUACAACAUUUAAAAUCAAGUGUUAAAAACUACUUUGGUGCGGCCGGUCGUCUUUCGGAUGGAGAAAACUUCACCGUGCUGGCUCGUCGAACAUUAGCUGAUGGAAGUAUAUCGCAUCUAGUUGAGUGGGAAGGAUUUUUGCUUUAGGAUCAUUAUAUAAUAAUUGUUUAGUUAUGACAAGGGAACAUUUUGUUUUAAAAAAUUUGAUUAGCAACAUUUCUAGUCCUUUUAAAAUUUAUUAGCAACUACUGUUUAAUGUUUGUGGAGCUAUCUCUGAAACUUUUGUAGCAAAUCUCGAUGCUAUACUGAACAAAAUGUUCCCUGUAUGAUACAUUAAAACAUCCAAUAUUUUUGUGGGAUCACUCUGAAAUUUGAUGUGUAUUGGAAGUGUUAAAACAUUACAACAAUUACGUUUUUUUCCACUCGUGACUAACUCCUAUUUUAAAAAAGUAAUAAUAUUGAAUAUAUAUCAUAUGUUUAGACUACUUUGAAAGAAUAGAAAACCGAUGGAAAUCUAAUUGUACAUAUGUCAGUACAUCUGACAUAUGCCAAUGUGUUUCAGGUACAUUGUUACCAACAGUCAUUUGGAAUUCAUUAAACACGGGUCAGUUUAUGACUGUAGUGUUUUAAUUAAAGAGGUCAUCAGGACAUGCAAUGAAAUUGUCUUUUGUUAGAUCUAGUGUUUUCCCUAGCUUGUUUUGGGAAUAGUCUAGCGUCAUCUUGCUUUAAUCAGUGCCAGCAAUUUUCCAAUAAAUAAUUCUAAAAUUGCCUAAAGUUAUAAAACAUUGAGAAAUGCAUUAUUAAUCAAUGAUACAUAUAUAUACAAAUUUUAUUUUUGUCAUUCAUUUAUUGAAGCAAUCGCAUUAAUUACAUUUACUUUUAUUUCAAUUAUUUCUUUUUAUGUCUUUAAUGAAAAAAUAAAUUGCCCUAUGUGAAAAUGGUGAAAAUACCCCAAAAGGGUUUAGUCUACCAUAUCUUGCCAAAUUUCUAGAGAAAAACACUAAGAUCUGUUGACAGACAACUCAGUGGUGUAGUGAAAUUAGGAACUGAUUUGAGUUUGUUGGAUCUGUUUAAUAUUCUAAAUGCCGUUUUGGCUGUGAGCAAAAUCAAGGGGAGCUGAAGAUGGUUCCCAUAAAAUAGUGCUAGUAGAGCAAUCAUACGCAGUUUGAAGUAAAAUGUUUUGAAAAUCUAUUACAUGGCAAUCAAUUUGCCAAUCCUAAAACUUUCCAGGUGAGUGGAGAGAAGCUAGAGUCAUCGCUUGCCUCUCCUUGUGAAAGCUGAAAUAUAGUCGGGACUUUUCAAAGUGAUGGAUGGAAAUUCUGUGAUGCUGUAUAUAGAAUUAGUAUGAUAGGAAUAUAUCUAGAUUGUGAAAAUUGGAACAAUUAAAUUUUCACAGUGUAUUUUGAGAUUUUUUUAAUGGAGUAUUCAGUAAUGUGAUUUACUCUUUCAUCAGCUCCAUAAAAAAUAUAAACAGUCAAACUUUGUUAUCACUUUGAUGUUGGAAGGAUUGCAGGGGCCAAUAUUUCAAAAUCUUAGGUAACAGUAAAUACAUUCAAGUGAAUUUGACCUGUGUAACGGAUUGUUUGGUUGUGAGAGAAUAAUAUUUGUGUAUAGCCGAGUUACAAAAAGAUAUGUGAAACACGUUCUGGUGCUUCUGAAGUAUUCAAAUUUAAUUUUAGAACAUAAUGUUCACACCAUAACUGAUUGUUGUUUCACGUGAAGUUUAAACCCAGGGAUUUUCCGUUUCAUGUUUUGGGUCAAUUCAGAAUUUCAGAAUACAAUAUGUAAUUAACAAUUUAUUAACUAACACACGUUCAGACAAAUUAAUGGAGAAAAUGUUAUUCAUUCAUGAUUCUUCUGGUGCAUAUUAUAAUUGUAAUGACUUGAACAACCAGCCAACUUCAUAGAAAGCGAUAUGGUAACAAUGCAUUGCUAUUUGUUGUUAAAUCAAAGUACAUGUUAGUAGCGAAAAUUGCACGAGGGGCAAAGGUCACAAACUAUAUUAAUUAAGCAUAAUUGUCCUACAGCUACGUACACUGUUUAAUUCCGUUUCCAAAUGUAAAUUCCGUUUCACAAUGGGAAUUCCACAAAUUACGUCUAUUUUCCAUGAUCGCAGAAAAUCACUGGGUCUGGACGUUGCACAUUAAAUAUACAGAUACUUAUGUUAUAAAUGUAAUCAGUAUGUAAUUUUAAUUGUUAAAAUGACUGAGUCGGGAAUGUUCUAUAACUGAUUAAAAUCCGUCCAUUCUUCUACCUCACCAGUCAGUUGUUACGUUUACAUUAUUUGAAUACAUUCUGAUAAUUGUAACCCAUUUACUUCUGUCAGUUUAUUCUGCGAACAUAUAAACUACAGUUCUUACAUAAAGAUAUGUUUUGGACAUACAUUUUUUUUGCAUUUAUCAUUUUCUAAUCCUUAUAUAUUCACUAUUGCAUUACAAGCUAAGGUAGAAAUAAGAAAAUGGCAAACGGUUUUAAAGUGAUUUAUAUUAAUAUAGUACAGUAACAAAAUUUACAAAUAUUUGUUUCAGUAAUAUUUUUAUAGUUUCAUUAUAUACAUUUAUUUGAAAUUGUGUUUCUUAGUAUUUAAAUACAGUACAUAUCUACAUAAUUAUAUUAAUAAUAAGAACCAACUUUGCAUAAAGCAUGAAUAAUGAAGACAUCCGAUUAUGAAUAUUAUGUGUAUCUGUUGCUUGUGUUCAGUAACUUGACUGAUUUGUAUUAUAUUAGUUCAGUUAACUUGAUUUAUUAAAAUACUGUAUUCAUGGCCAUGACAAGAUGUUUUAAACAUACUAGUAUAUUACUUUAUUUCUGUGAAUAAUAUUCUUUCAAACUUUUCAACAACAGGCUCUUAAGCAUUCCUUUUUAUUGUAACUUGAGACUUUGUGAAUGAAACUGUAACUGGCCAAAUUAUUUUUAAGUAACAAAGCUAACCUUUCAAAAAUGUUUUAAAAAAUUCUUUAACCGGAUUGCUAAAAAUGUCACAACAAACAGUUCAUCAUUUUCCAGCAAUAAUUGUUAUUUUCUCUUUUGUUAAUAUAUUCCAAACAUGUAUCCAGUUAGAGUUGAAGUAUAUUGUCGUGGGUACACCCCCCAGCUGUGUGGACUGUCUGUCAAGGACAGUGGGUUAAUAGGUGGUGGUUGGUCACAGAGAAGUCAGCGUAGUGAUCUUAUUCAUCCUAACUGAAUUGUUGACACAUCCUAUCUGAUAGAGCUGGCCAGUAUUGAAAUUUUAGGUUCAGUAUCAGUAUUUUGGGGGUGAUUUACCUUUGUAUCAGUACGGCAUUCUCUAUUGAUACAAUACCGGUAUUAGUAUACUCAGCUUUAAAUGCAUGCCCAAGUUAAGUCUCACCCGCUAAUUUCAUCUGAAUAAAAUUAAAUUCCAUACACAAGGCCCUCAUCUCUCUUCUUUUCAGCUAUUUUGUGUUCGUCAGAUAUAUUGUUAGUGCUUUACUAAGUGGUGUAAAAUAUUUUUCAAUACAAAAUUUCAGUAUUCUUAGAUUUGCUUGGUAGGGUAAAUGGCUAUUGACAUGAUACCAAUAACGAACAGUAUAUACUGUAUACUGCCCAGCUCUACUAACUGAGCUGUUGAAUAAAGUAAAGUUAAAACAGACAAAAGCAAUGUUUGCCAAGUUGUAGUCAAAAU
Gigantopelta aegis is the source of this 5455-nucleotide messenger RNA. Its product is annotated as metal-response element-binding transcription factor 2-like. The record is from RefSeq and is a predicted model, not a curated record. The transcript is spliced from 15 exons. Lineage: Eukaryota; Metazoa; Mollusca; Gastropoda; Neomphalida; Peltospiridae. The coding region runs from base 106 to 1959 and encodes 617 amino acids. Gene Ontology annotation, molecular function: chromatin binding; DNA binding. Gene Ontology annotation, cellular component: nucleus. Gene Ontology annotation, biological process: regulation of DNA-templated transcription; chromatin organization.